Molecule: messenger RNA, 687 nt
Organism: Ziziphus jujuba (common jujube)
Lineage: Eukaryota; Viridiplantae; Streptophyta; Magnoliopsida; Rosales; Rhamnaceae
Product: LEAF RUST 10 DISEASE-RESISTANCE LOCUS RECEPTOR-LIKE PROTEIN KINASE-like 1.2
Exons: 3
Coding region: 1-687 (228 amino acids)
Molecular function (GO): polysaccharide binding
Source: RefSeq, a predicted model, not a curated record
AUGGCCAUGUGCUGGUUGACUUCUAACACAGUGAAUUUCCAUGCUCAUCUUGCAGCCACAAUUUCCAAUAUCCCAAAAAUGAAUCAAAACUUGUUCAUCCUCACUUUCCUCCUAUUCUUAGCAAACCAGCACUUCGUAGCAGCUGUAGAUCAAUACUACAUAGAUUGCAGCGUGGCCGCCAGUACUUGCUCUGAUAACCAAACGAUAAGGUUCCCGUUUUACCUUCGAAACCAACAAAAACCCUACUGUGGGUACCCUGGUUUCGAGGUCUCUUGCGAUGAAUUUGGCCACUCAAUUCUCAAUCUCUCCAUUAACGACCCCUACAUCGUCCGCCAAAUCUCCUAUGAGAACCGUUCUCUUAUCGUCUCAAACGCCGCAAUUUCACACGAUCCAACACCCAAUUGCAUUCCUGCUCUCCAAAAUAUAUCCUUUCCCAAUGAAAGAUUCGAGCUGCCAAAACAAAACCAAGUCUUUUUGCUCGGCAAUUGCCACCCACCUAGAGUUCCAGAGAAGUGCGGAGAUGGGAAAGUUGUGGUGGUGCCGGUGAAAGAUUACGAUAGCGGCGAUGAUGAGAGUGUUGGAAUGAGACAAGUUUUGAGCAGAGGAUUCGACCUCACAUGGAAAACCGACGACUGUAGCAGUUGCCAGAGGAGUGGAGGGUUGCAGGAAUUGGGGCUCCAACUGUGA